GCCUUUACCAAAGAACUCCAAUUUUGGAUUAUCAUCCAAACAUUCGUGAUGAGAUAAGGAGGGCAUACAUUCAAAAACGUCCUUGCCAACCUCAGGGUCAUGUGUUCCCUAAAACUAACUUUUUUGGAAUACCAUGUCGUUUUGUUUCUGGAUGGUUUGAUGAAUAUCCUGAUUGGUUGGAAUAUAGUACAAGUGCAAAUGCAGCUUAUUGUUUGCCUUGCUAUUUCUUCAAAGGCGAAAACAUUAAUCAAGGUGGCUGUGAAGUGUUUUCGACUAUAGGGUUUAGAAAUUGGUAUAGAAAGGAUAGAUUUCCAACACAUAUUGGUCCACCGAAUAGCAUUCAUAAUCAAUCAAAAAGAAAGUGUGAAGAUCUAAUACGAGGGAAACAAUCCAUUCAGGCUGCAUUUCACAAGUUGGAUGAUAAAGGUAAGCAUGACUAUUUGGUUCGCUUAAAUGCCUCAAUUGAUGUGGUAAGACUUCUCCUAAAUCAAGGUUUGGCACUCCGCGGUCAUGACGAGAGUGAAUCGUCAUUGAACAAGGGUAAUUUUCUUGAAGUUCUUUCAUGGUACGCGGAUAGAUGUGAUGAGAUUAAACCUUAUGUGUUGGGAAAUGCUCCAAAAAAUAAUAAAAUGGCUUCUCAUGAUAUCCAAAAAGAUAUUGUGACUGUGUGUAAAAUUGAAACAAUUAAGGGUAUAAUAGAGGAUUUAAAUUGUGACUACUUUGCUUUAUUGGUUGAUGAAUCUAGAGAUGUGUCACGCAAAGAGCAAAUGGCUAUUUGCUUGCGAUAUAUUGAUAAAAAAGGAUUUGUAAUGAAGGCAUUUAUUGGACUUGUUAAUGUUAAAGAUACUAGUGCUUUAUCUCUGAAGAAAGCAAUUGUGGAUGUGCUUGCUCACCAUUCUUUAACUUUAUCUUAUGUACGUAGGCAAUGUUAUGAUGGGGCAAGCAAUAUGCAAGGUGAGCUAGGUAGUCUUAAAACAUUGAUUAAACAAGAAAGUAGAUCGGCUCAUUCUAUUCAUUGUUUUGCUCAUCAACUCCAAUUGACUCUUAUCGCGGUUUCUAAAAAGUGUAUUCAUGUGGGAGAACUUGUACUAUUGGUUUCAAAUAUUUUGACUGUGUUGGGAGCUUCUUUUAAAUGUGUGGAUGCAUUUCGAGAGUCUCAAAAAGAAAAACUCCGAGAGGCAUUAGAUAUGGGUGAGCUAGAAACGGGUAAAGGCCUGAAUCAAGAACUUGGUCUUAUUAAAGCCGGUGAUACUCGUUGGGGAUCUCACUACAAGUCAUUUGGAAACUUUAUUAGUAACUUUGCCUCUAUUGUUGAUGUACUUGAUACUCUUGUUGAAAAUGCAAGUACUCCGGAUUAA
Lycium ferocissimum is the source of this 1358-nucleotide messenger RNA. RefSeq lists its product as uncharacterized. The annotation marks the transcript as partial. The record is from RefSeq and is a predicted model, not a curated record. The transcript has a single exon. Lineage: Eukaryota; Viridiplantae; Streptophyta; Magnoliopsida; Solanales; Solanaceae.